CUACUCCCUGGUCUCCUUAGCUUGGAGAUGCAUGUAUGACCCCUACCCUGUGGUUUCGAUUUACCGGGCACCAAGGAUCCCGGGUCUCUGGAUAGUUUGGGGGCAGGAUGUUUGCACCGACGUAGCAGUAACGGCGAUUUGGGGGCCCAGUUUCUCCUAGGAGCUUUGUAUAAUUUGGGGAAAGCUGAGGCACGGGGAAUCUCUGGCUUGUGACUGAAGUGUUGACACAGCUGUCUUCGUACUUGCCCUACGGGCUCUUGAAGGGUCAAGGAUGUAUAGCUGUUAUUAUAACUAAAAUUUUAAAAACAGAAUUUAAACUAACCUUAUGUCACACCACCUUCCCCCCGAUGUGUAUUUUUUCCCAGGCAGGUCCAUGAGUUUGUCCUGCAACAUAAAAGAUAAGAUAAUCAUUUGAUCUAAGAAAGCCAUCUAUCCCGGUUCCUUUACUGGGAUUGUCCUGUUUUCAGCUCAUUUUCAUGCUAGCAUAAUUUAGAUUCUCAUACUCUUUUGCACCCUUGUAGUAACUGUGAAGAGUCUGUUCUUUACUUAGUCAGUGGUUGUCAAACUUUUCUCAUCCUUGGGGAAGUACUGACAGUAAAAGAUACUUAGAUUGCCCAAUAUAAUAUUGCUUUUCUUUCACAUACAAAACACCUCCCUAAAACUUCUCUUAGUGGAGGAUGCUCUUAAUGUAACAGCAGUAAAAUAAUUUAAAAAUGUAUGAUAUUGUUGAUAUUAGGUCAAACAAUGCAUCUUUUGUAAAUGGUAUUAGGUGAGGUGGACCAUUUGAAAGAGUCUCAAAACUCUGGUCUAAUGUUUUAAAUGACUGCAUUUAUGCCAAAAGUGAAGAAGACUUUGCAUAGACUCCUAUGGUUAUAUAAAUAUGGUGCUUCCUGAGGAUUGAUGUCCACUGGGACUUACUGCAUGCACUGGCUCUGUUAAUACCCUACCAUAGAGUAAAGGCUCUUAAAUAUUUUCUCCUGGAACUCAACUUUGUUUCUUUCCUGGAACAACUAACUGUUUUGUGGGCAUUCUGAGGGGAAAAGAUACAUUUGUUUUAAAAACUUGAAACUCGUGGCCUGUAAUUUGUUUCUGAAUGUGCAGAACAUGAUGGCUGCACCUGAGGUGGCUGGUGUGGUGGACAAUGCCCCCAGUCCUCCGGAGUCCUCUUCUAGUGUAUGUGCUUCCAAAUCAGACGGAGGUCUCCUAGGUGCUCUAAGCCCCAAAGACCCUGCACAGAAGCACAAGAACUCGCCUCUGUCAAGUGUAAGUAGCCAAACGAUAACCAAGGAGAAUAACAGAAAUGUCCAUUUGGAACAGCCAGAGCAGAAUCCUGGUUCGUCAGCAGGUGACACUUCAGCAGCGCACCAGGCGGUUUUAGGAGAAAACUUGGUAGCCACAGCCCUUUGUCUUUCUGGCGGUGGGUCUCAGUCUGAUUUGAAGGACGUGGCCGACACAGCAGGAGAGGAGGGGGACACAUGCCUCCAGGAGAGCCUCCACCCUGUCACUCGGUCUCUUAAGGCAGGGUGCCAUACAAAGCAACUUGCCUCCAGGAAUUGUUCUGAAGAGAAAUCCCCACAAGCCUCCGUCCUAAAGGAAGGUAGCAGGGACGCAGGCUUGGAUUUCCGACCUGUAGUACCUCCAGCAAAUGGGGUUGAAGGAGUCAGAGUGGAUCAGGAUGAUGAUCAGGAUAGCUCUUCCCUGAAGCUUUCUCAGAACAUUGCUGUACAGACUGACUUUAAGACUGCUGAUUCAGAGGUAAACACAGAUCAAGAUAUUGAAAAGAACCUGGAUAAAAUGAUGACAGAGAGAACCCUGUUGAAGGAACGGUACCAGGAGGUCCUGGACAAGCAGAGGCAAGUGGAGAAUCAGCUCCAAGUACAGUUAAAGCAACUUCAGCAAAGGAGAGAAGAAGAAAUGAAGAAUCACCAGGAGAUAUUAAAGGCUAUCCAGGAUGUGACAAUAAAGCGAGAAGAGACAAAGAAGAAGAUAGAGAAAGAAAAGAAAGAGUUUUUGCAGAAGGAGCAGGAUCUGAAAGCUGAAAUUGAGAAACUUUGUGAGAAGGGCAGAAGAGAAGUAUGGGAAAUGGAAUUGGAUAGACUCAAGAAUCAGGAUGGUGAAAUAAAUCAGAAUAUUAUGGAAGAGACAGAACGGGCCUGGAAGGCAGAGAUCUUAUCACUAGAGAGUCGGAAAGAGUUGCUGGUGUUAAAGCUAGAAGAAGCAGAGAAAGAGGCAGAACUGCACCUUACUUACCUCAAGUCAACUCCCCCAACCCUAGAGACAGUUCGUUCUAAACAGGAGUGGGAGACAAGACUGAAUGGAGUUCGGAUGAUGAAAAAGAAUGUCCGGGACCAAUUUAAUAGUCAUAUCCAACUAGUGAGGAAUGGAGCCAAGCUGAGUAGCCUGCCUCAAAUCCCUACUCCCACUUUGCCUCCACCCCCAUCAGAGACAGACUUCAUGCUUCAGGUGUUCCAACCCAGUCCCUCUUUGGUUCCUCGGAUGCCCUUCUCCAUUGGGCAGGUCACAAUGCCCAUGGUCAUGCCCAGUGCAGAUCCCCGUUCCUUAUCUUUCCCAAUCCUGAACCCUGCCCUUUCUCAGCCUAGCCAGCCUUCCCCACCCCUUCCUGGCUCCCAUGGGAGAAACAGCCCUGGUUUGGGUUCCCUUGUUGGCUCCCAUGGUCCGCACAUGCCCCCUGCUGCCUCCAUCCCACCUCCCCCAGGCUUGGGUGGUAUUAAGGCUUCUACUGAAACUCCCCGGCCCCAACCAGUAGAAACUCCAGUAGACAAACUGGAGAAGAUCCUGGAAAAGCUGCUGACCCGGUUCCCACAGUGCAAUAAGGCCCAGAUGACCAACAUCCUUCAGCAGAUCAAGACAGCACGCACCACCAUGGCAGGUCUGACCAUGGAGGAGCUGAUCCAGCUGGUGGCUGCACGGCUGGCAGAGCAUGAACGGGCAGCAGCCAGCACCCAGCCACUUGGCCGGAUCCGGGCCUUGUUCCCUGCUCCGUUGACCCAAAUCAGUACCCCAAUGUUCUUGCCUUCUGCACAAGUUUCAUAUCCUGGAAGGUCUUCACAUGCUCCGGCCACCUGUAAGCUGUGUCUUAUGUGCCAGAAACUUGUCCAGCCCAGUGAACUGCACCCAAUGGCAUGUACUCAUGUGUUGCAUAAGGAGUGUAUCAAAUUCUGGGCCCAGACCAACACAAAUGACACUUGUCCCUUUUGUCCAACUCUUAAAUGACGGACCGGAUUGGGUGGAAGAAGAAGAGAAACUGAUGUGAACAGGAAGCGCGGGUUCAAGAUUUCUAAAACUCUAUAUUUAUACAGUGACAUAUACUCAUGCCGUGUACAUUUUUAUUAUAUAGGGUAAUGUGUGUAUAGAAAGUCUGUAUUCAAAUGUUCGUAAAUGAAAGUAUGUAUAUUAUGCAAAAUGGUCUGUCCCCUUCACCAUGCAGUCCCUUUGGGGGAUGCAGAUUGUAGCUAAGAUGAUAUUUAGUUUGACCUUAAAAUUAUGAUAUUGCUGCCUAAAGCUGUUUCCAAGUAUAAUAUAAAAACCAUUAGGAAGCUACUGUUGCUCUAAGGCUAUCCUACUUUGAUUUGGUUCAACUACUAGUCCAUUUUCUUAAAUCUUAUGUAUGCAGAUUUCAGCCCUGGUGCUCACCCACUGUCCAAAUGGAUGUCUUGCUUACUGAAAGCCUCCCAAGCCUCAGUGUGUUCUAGCAACUCUGCUUCAAAUGGAAAAAUGAGACUGAUUGAGGAAAAAAAUGUAACCCUGAUAGUUUGACUUUUCAUUGAGUAUUUUACUCUGUUAGCUCUUAUUUUUUGUACAUAGACUUUAGGUUUAUAGAAUAUUCUGUUUUACAUCAGCAAAAUUCACAGUCUUAAGAAUAACAGCAUAACCAGGUCCCAUUUCCCUCACACCCUCACAGACUUCUGUUCCUAGAUAGUCAUCUCUAGAAAUUAGCACAAUCUACAGGUCUCUUCUGGCAAGCCAUCCCUUGCCACCAUGGACUUGGUCAACCUUGUCAAGUCCUUACCUCUCCGCUUGUAUUUCUGGUCUCAGUCUAUCUAGCCCCACGCCCCUUCGAAAGUUAAAGCAGAUAGUUCACAACCAAGUUGUGUGGUGACCUUGGAUGAGCUCUAGGCAGGCACUGGGGUGAGGAGGAGUCUGCAAAAUUAUUUUCAGAAUGAUCUUGAGAUGCUGGGUUUUAAUUUUUGAAGCAAGAAAGUGAUAGAGGGCACGUGUCUUGCCCUGGGGAAAAUGGAGACCAAAGUGAUGUGAAGAGAGCUGAGGUUUCAGGUCUGUAUGUCAUUUGUUAUAUGGACAGUUAUCUGGAACUAGAUCAUUUUUCCAACUCUACUUACUGAGCAAUUCUGGUUUAUACCUAGGAAAACUGUGAGUCUGUUAGAGCUUCUUUUCUUAUCCUUUUAUCUUUACCCUUAGCAGAAGUGGCUCCAGCACUCUUCUUUUUUAGAAUUAACAACUGAAAACUUAGUGUCAAUUU
This is a messenger RNA of Phyllostomus discolor (pale spear-nosed bat), 4498 nucleotides long. RefSeq names its product ring finger protein 214 (gene RNF214). The record is from RefSeq and is a predicted model, not a curated record. NCBI's taxonomy places the organism in Eukaryota, Metazoa, Chordata, Mammalia, Chiroptera, Phyllostomidae. The transcript has 14 exons. Bases 1105 to 3234 code for a protein of 709 amino acids. Gene Ontology annotation, molecular function: ubiquitin-protein transferase activity.